CUAUAAUAGGUGCAACACCGGAAAGAGGUUUUAAAAAAAAAUUAUAUUGGAUAGCACGAUGCCUUGCGUGUCCAUUUACUGGAAUUUUCUACAUGUUAGUUAUAGAAAAUAAAGAAAAAUCAAUGUUUGCAUAUUGGUUGCCAUCAGAAAGAUUUAUUACCGAUAAUGAUGAGCAAAUAUCAUAUAUGCCUUUUGGUUAUUAUGCUAAAAAGAUAUUAAAACCUACUAAUAAUGCAAUGAAAGAAUGUAUAAAAGACUGCGUAGCGGAAGCUAGCAUAUUAGAAAGACUAUCAUCAUUAGUCUCAGCUUAUUAUAUUAUAGUUGGUAUAGGAUCUGGAGUAGCAAGGAUAUAUACGCCAUCCUCAUGUACUGACUGGCCGUAUGUGUCAGUUUUAUUAGCUUGGACAUUUGUAGUAAUUUAUAAAAGAUCAAUCUGUGGAAAGUUAAUGGUGAAAAGUCCUAAUGAUAUGUUGAACGAGUUCGUAAAUACUAAAAAGUUAGUAUUAGAUGAACAAAUAAUUGUAAAGGAUCUUAGUGAAAGAGAUCUAAUACGCAAACGAACAUUGGUUAUAUUUAUUGGUAUAACAACAAUUAUAUUUCCUUGGCUAUCAGUACUUAUGGCCUAUAAUACUCCUCCUAUUGGAUAUUUUUGCAGAAGUCGAUAUCUUACUGUAAUCUGUUCUGUAUGGUCAAUUAACAGUACAAUUGCAUUUAUUUCUCAUUUAAAAGGGGAAUCAAGAAUAGAUAAUAACGAAAGUUUUAUUCACAGAAUAUAUGUUAUCUGUGGAUUUAUCAUGGCAGGUUUAUUAUUAUUUUUGGCUUUAUUAUGUGAUAAUAGGUCAUGGUGGGUAGAAUUUUUUGGAGAGAUUUGUAAAUCUAGUGAUUGCAUUGAUGUAACUUGUUAA
Messenger RNA from Dentiscutata heterogama, 905 nucleotides. Lineage: Eukaryota; Fungi; Glomeromycota; Glomeromycetes; Diversisporales; Gigasporaceae. The record is from the annotation of a GenBank genome assembly.